AUGACAAUCACAUCCUCAAGUGCCGUGCAGCGUACAUUUGAAUACUGCGAAUGUCCCUCCAAUACCCUCCCGCUUAGCACCAUCCAGUCUGGCUACUUUCCCGGAUCACCUGUGAUACCUCAGGUUGCCUUCCAUUUUGACAUCCUUUCCCUAUACCUAGCUUUGAAUGUGAGCUCGUCUACUCCGAUUGCCUCCUUCCAUGCCGCUUUGUUUGGCAUAUUGCAGGAGAAUGGUUAUGGAUUCCCUGUCAAUGAAUUCUUUCUAGGCCCGUUUAGCGAAGCAGUUACAUGGUUUAAGGCCCUGUGGGAUGUUGUAGAGGUUGAAACAGAAAGAGAGUUUCUCCUACCCACAGGCCCUGCGGAGCUCGAUGCACCGCUAUGUCUUGACACACUGCAUAAAUCUGUAGGCCUGACCAUGAUGGAUCUGCUCAUGAUGGCAAUCCAACGAUCGUACCUCAUGGCAUGA
Messenger RNA from Cantharellus anzutake, 465 nucleotides. RefSeq lists its product as uncharacterized. The record is from RefSeq and is a predicted model, not a curated record. The transcript has 3 exons. NCBI's taxonomy places the organism in Eukaryota, Fungi, Basidiomycota, Agaricomycetes, Cantharellales, Hydnaceae. The coding region runs from base 1 to 465 and encodes 154 amino acids.